AUGGUUUUCUCUCAAAUUCCGCAAUGGGUACUCUUGGGAACUUCCAAGGAGGACUUCGAAAAGGCUAAAAUUGAUGUUCUUUUGAACUUGAGUCAUCUUUGGGUUGAUCCCAAACCUGACACAGUUCAGCAACCGAGGCAACAUUCCUCUUCGUAUGAGAGGAAAUCCUCGAAGAAUAAGGACAUUAUGUGUCAAUUCUGCAAAAAUAAUGGACGCUCUGCGAGAGUCUACAAGUCUCAUGACAAGAAAAGCUGCCCGGUUCUGAACGCCUACAAGUGCCCAACAUGCGGUAAGAAUGGACAUACCGUUCGCUAUUGUCCCGAGAAGAAAAUCGUCACUCCUGAGGAGGCUGGUAUGGUUAAUUAA
Messenger RNA from Culicoides brevitarsis, 366 nucleotides. Its product is annotated as nanos homolog 3-like. Gene Ontology annotation, molecular function: zinc ion binding; mRNA binding. NCBI's taxonomy places the organism in Eukaryota, Metazoa, Arthropoda, Insecta, Diptera, Ceratopogonidae. Gene Ontology annotation, biological process: oogenesis; negative regulation of translation. The coding region runs from base 1 to 366 and encodes 121 amino acids. Gene Ontology annotation, cellular component: perinuclear region of cytoplasm. The transcript is spliced from 3 exons. The record is from RefSeq and is a predicted model, not a curated record.